AUGGCUGGACCUGCAGAUCUACGGUGCCGUGUGAGGUCAAAAACGCGCUCUCCGCCCGUUCUGAGGGGCUGCUGUAGUAAUGGAGGGGUCACAGUCGGCCAGGUAUUUGAUGCGGAAUGCAUCCUCAGCAAACGGCCCAGAAAGGGAAAGUUCGAGUAUCUGGUCAAGUGGAGAGGGUGGUCGUCUAAGCACAACAGCUGGGAGCCUGAAGAAAACAUUUUGGAUCCGAGGUUACUGGCUGCGUUUCACAAAAGAGAACAAGAGAGGGAGCUUCUGUUCCAGAAAAAAGGGAAGAGGCCUCGAGGACGCCCGCGGAAGAUUCAGCCGCCGGCGCCGGCUGCGACUAAAGACAGCCGCUCCUCGUCCUCCUCGUCCUCCGGCCUCACAUCGUCCGCCUCCUCCUCGUCCUCAGAGGAGGAUGAUGAAGAAGAUCACACGAAGAAGGUGAAGGCGGCGCCCCGCGUCCACCCGGUCCCCCAGAAGAGGCCUCAGAUCCUACUCGCCAAACCCGAUCCGCCGCGCAAGCGUGGGAGGAAGCCGCUGCCCCCCGACCUGAGGGCGCUGAGACAAGCCAAGAGCAGACCGUCUCCCCCUCCCCCUCCUCCCCCUCCUCCGCCACCUCCACGCCACCAC
This is a messenger RNA of Labrus bergylta (ballan wrasse), 633 nucleotides long. NCBI's taxonomy places the organism in Eukaryota, Metazoa, Chordata, Actinopteri, Labriformes, Labridae. The record is from RefSeq and is a predicted model, not a curated record.